Blepharisma stoltei is the source of this 1015-nucleotide messenger RNA. NCBI's taxonomy places the organism in Eukaryota, Ciliophora, Heterotrichea, Heterotrichida, Blepharismidae. The record is from the annotation of a GenBank genome assembly.
AUGCACUUCAAUGCGUUCAUACAUAAUUUCUCAACUGUUAUAAUCCUAAUUCUCUAACAAUAAUAAACGAUUUUUUGCCAUUAUCAGCUAGAUAUAAGUUUUUUAAAUUAAAAAAAUAUUUAUAUUUUUACAUUCUAUAUUAAUAUUUAUGUAGCUAAUUUUAAUUAAUUGAUUUAUAAACCUUCAAUUAUAGUUUGCAAUUAAAAAGAAAUCUAUCGAAAAUUAUUAGAAAAAUUAAUAAUCCUAGUUACGAUAUGAAUUGAGGCGGAUUAAGUAUAUCUGCUAUUUAUAUAUUCAUAAGCAAUAUGAUAGAAGUGAUAAAUUUAUUAAAUUCAAAUUGCAUUAAAAUGCCAAUAUUCAUAAUAUCAAUCCUUAAAUUCCUUACUCCCCUCUUUGGCGAACAAAACCAUUGGAAAAAACCACUACGUUGACGAACCAAAAUUUUUUAUAGAAAAUAUUUUGAUAUAUAAUGAUCAUUAUUAUAAUGAAAUCUCGAACAAAUUCUGUUUAAUUUUAAACAUUUUGCAUUUUGAAACAUAGAUUUUACAAAUUAAAUAAAUAUUUACUUUCCAGUUUUUGCGAAUUGGAUUUUUGGAAAAAAAAAAUUACCCCCCCUCUCCUAACGAAAAAAAUAUUUUGUUGCCCCCACAGAGGGGGAGUUAACUAAAUCUGUCAAAAUUUCCCAUAUUUUUCCACAAAAAUUUUCCAUUCUAUUAAAAAAAAUUAUUAAAAUUCUUUUUCGAAUAAAAAAAUUUAAAAUUUUCCCAUUUUUUUGAAAAAUUAAAAUAAUAAAAUAGUUUAAAUUCUUGAACCAGUCUUCAUUCUCCUUUUCAUCAAAUAAUAAAAAAAUAAAUAUUAAAAUAAAAUAUGUAAAUAAUUAUUAGAUGAAAGAGAUAGCCCUCUAUGCCCUAUUGAAUGGCAUACAAUUUACAGCCAAUCUCCAUGGUAUUGAAAAAGCUACAGUCAAGAACUGAAUUCGCGAUUUAGACUUUGACAGAGACCCAUUUUUCGUUAA